Messenger RNA from Austrofundulus limnaeus, 2906 nucleotides. It is a transcript of the gene clpb, whose product is annotated as ClpB family mitochondrial disaggregase. NCBI's taxonomy places the organism in Eukaryota, Metazoa, Chordata, Actinopteri, Cyprinodontiformes, Rivulidae. The record is from RefSeq and is a predicted model, not a curated record. Gene Ontology annotation, cellular component: mitochondrion; cytoplasm. Gene Ontology annotation, molecular function: ATP binding; ATP hydrolysis activity; protein binding. Gene Ontology annotation, biological process: cellular response to heat.
UUCUGGUGACAUCCACACUAAGAUUAUUUUCGUCCUGAUGUGUUUAACGUGUAGCCGGUGAGCUGAGGGACAGACGAUUAACAGCUUGGAUUAAAGCCGCACUGAACUUGCUUCUUCUUCAGGAGUUAGCGUCGGACUGAAGGUUUUAUCCAUCUGGUGGUUUUCUGGGAGUUUAUUGCCAUGUUAUCAUCUGUUCCCGCCAGGCUACUAACGCGAAGGUCGCGCAGCCUGUCGCCGUGUAGCCGCGUGCUCCAGACCAGCUCCAGCGGCGCCUCAAAGAAUCAGGGCAUCCGCGAGACACCGGCGGAGACGAACCGUAACCCCAUCGUCUCCACGUCCCGGGUCUCCGGGAGAGGUAUUUUGUCCGAGGAGACCUCCGGCUCCUGUGUGAACCCAUCCGUGCAGUACCACCACCUCGCCCCAAGAUGGCUGUCGAACCUGGAGAACCGCCGCAACUCCUGGGCUGCUCUGGCCAGCAGGGGGCGCCACAACAACCGGUACUGGGAGGAGAGCGGCCGGGGCGAAGGCCGAGGAACAGGUGAAGGAGCCAGCCGUGCAGGAGUGGAUUAUGCCGGUGUGCUGUCCGCAGCAGCGGUGGCAUUUUGUCUGAGGAAAGACGCUGAUAACAAAGGUGAUGCUCUUCUUGAGGCAGCGAGGACCAAUAACUCACAGGAUGUGGCCAGGCUGAUAAAAGAAGGCGUGGAUCCAAAUCACCGACACCGGCUCGGUUGGACCGCUCUCAUGGUGGCAGCGAUGAACCGUCAGCACAGUGUGGUGAAGGUUCUUCUUGAAGCCGGCGCCGACCCGAACGCUGGGGACGACUUCAACAACGUUUACGACACCUCCCGGGAGAAAGGCAUCCACUCGCUGGAAGUUCUGGUGUCCAGAGAGGAUGAAUUCAGCAGCAGGCUCAGCAGCAGAGCCGGUUUCCGCGGCUGCACGGCGCUUCACUACGCCACGCUGGCUGAUGAUCCACGCACCGUCCGCAUGCUGCUGGAGGCUGGUGCCAACCCCCUGCAGGCCAAUGGUUUGGGACACACACCACGGGCCUAUGCUAAGGAGGGAGAAGUGAGCACGGUGCUGCAGGAGUGGGAGGGCAAGUUCAAGGAGUUGCAGGCUCAACGGGAGGCAGCGGAAAGGAGGAGGUUCCCCCUAGAGAGGAGGCUGAAGGAGCACAUCAUCGGACAGGAAGGAGCCAUCAACACGGUGGCUUCAGGAAAGACGGAGUUGGCCAAACAAGUGGCUAGGUACAUGCACAAAGACAUUAAAAAGGGUUUCAUCCGUUUGGACAUGUCAGAGUUCCAGGAAAAACACGAGGUGGCAAAGUUCAUUGGCUCGCCUCCAGGAUAUGUAGGACACGAGGAAGGGGGUCAACUCACCAAGUUGUUGAAGGCGUGUCCCAACGCUGUUGUCCUGUUUGAUGAAGUGGACAAGGCUCACCCUGAUGUUCUGACCAUCAUGCUGCAGCUGUUUGACGAGGGACGACUCACAGACGGCAAAGGAAAAACCAUCGAGUGCAAAGAUGCCAUUUUCAUCAUGACGUCUAACGUGGCGAGUGAAGAAAUCGCCCAGCAUGCCUUGCAGCUCCGGCAGGAAGCUGAGGAGAUCAGUCGCAGAAAGCUGGCCGACAACCUCGAGGACGUACAGAAAAGUGACGACGUCACAAUCUCCCGACAGUUCAAAGAAACGGUGAUCCAGCCGAUCCUGAAGGCUCAUUUCCGGAGGGACGAGUUUCUGGGUCGGAUCAAUGAAAUCGUGUACUUCCUGCCAUUUUGUCACUCCGAGCUGCUGCAGCUGGUCAGCAAAGAGCUCCACUUCUGGGCCAAAAAGGCUAAGCAGCGCCACGACAUCACUCUACAGUGGGAUCACCCAGUUCUGGAGCUGUUGGCAGGCGGGUACAACCUGCACUAUGGCGCUCGUUCCAUCAAACACGAGGUUGAGCGGCGGGUCGUCAACCAGUUAGCUGCAGCGUACGAGCAGGAGCUGCUGCCCAAAGGCUGCAUGCUGCGUCUGUCCGUCCAAUCAGAGGGGCAGGAGGAGCGUGGUGUGCCCAGCCUGCGCCUGGAGGUGGUGGGAGAGGACAGCUCGUCCAGAACACUGGACAUCCGUCCACCGCUCAAUCCUGAACACUAACAUCGGAGUAAACACUGGAAAUCAUCAUCACCAUCAUCCUCCAAUGAGAGGUUCUGGCUGAUGCAUUUUGAAUAAAAUUUCCUCUAAAAAAACAUAUUUUCACUGCAUUUUCCCUCUGAUAAAUUAUUAUUAAUGUGCACUCAGAUAGUUUAAAAAGGUUUUAUUCACAUCUGUGUUCAGUUUGAUCUGACGUGGAUAAAAAAACAGACCAGCUUCAGCUUCUUCACCAGGAAUUACCUCAUCAGCAGAUACAGAUGUUACACAGUGACGUGUUUUACUUCAUAAUAUAGAAAAAAGCUAUAUUCAGUAUUUAUUAAAUAUACAGUAUAAUGUAUAUAAAAAUAGCUUGACUGUAGGUGUGUAGUUAACUGUUUCAGACACGGUUAGUUAGCAGUCAGCACAUUUUAUUUUUGUACAUUUUAAUUGUGAAUGUAUCCAUUUUUUUCAUAACACAAAAUGAAACCUGCCAUGUUCCUGUGUUCAUCAUAUCACUCAUUUAAGGACUCCCACAAGCAGAACUCCUAUAACCAACCUGCUGACUCGUUACGUUUCACUUAAUCGCUUCACUGCAAAUUAAUUUGUUAAAACUUCAUUUUGAAACAGAUGUGUUUUAGAUGACGCGUGCAGCUGUUUGCACAGUAUGUCAGGAAAAAUCGAACAGAAUUCGCCAUGUUGCAUCAUAAAUGUUUCAGAGGGUGUAAUGGAGUGACAUUUUUCAUCCCCAUGUUCCCAGCCUCCCAUGUGUAAAUAAAAGCAUCACAACAAAAAGGAAA